UCAGUGUUCAAGUUCUCAGGGUGUGUGAGCUGGUUGUGUUUAGUACAUUCUCCUCAGAGUGUGAUCGACAGACUGAGGAAUGGCCAUUAACUUUAUGUUGUGUGGUUGUACUGUAUGCACGAACAAAAUACUAGAGGGUUUAGGGAACGAUCAUUUGUUAAUCACAAUAAAAUGUGUAUGAAUUUCUUUUGGUAGUAGUAAUCUCAGUUUUACUCUACACUUAAGUGUCUGCUUUGGCAUUUCCCCUUUAAACUCUCAUUUGUAGGCCUUAUUUCUUCAGGAUGGACGACACCAUCUGUUUGAUAAACUGUGUUUUUAACUACCAGCAUUUAGUUGCAUACAGUAAGCUCCUUUUCCCCCCAGUAUAUUUAAUCUCAUUACAUUAAAUUAUCAUCAGGUGAACCAUGAAAGCUGUGUAUAGAUGAUUAGAAGCUGCUGCUUUUUUUGAUGCUCUUCCCUUUGGAUGCAGCUAUAUUGUAUACCUCCAUUUCGGUAUUUAAAUCUCAUCUUAAAGCCACCUACCUGUACACUCUGGCAUUUAAGCAGGAUCGAUAGAUUAUAGUCUGACACAUUUGUUGUAAUUUUUGUUUUGUGUUGCUAUUUGUUUGUCUGGCUGUUUUCUUCAUUUUAAAUUUUUUUAUUUAAUUUUUGUUAUCUCUUAUUUAAUCUUUAUAAUAUUUUUCAUUUAUUACAUGUUAAACUUUCAUGUUAUAUAGAUAUCCAAAGGUAAUAUAUACAGUAUGAAUUUGCUUUAGGUAGAAUUUUUAUUUUUUAUUUUAAAAUUUAUUUAUUUAUUUAUUUUUUACAUAUCUUUUAGGUAUUACUCCUUUGUCCAGAUCGAAACUAUGUUAUACUGCAGCAAUCAGUAUUUGUCAUUCUCUUUGUGGGCACAAAAUAUAUGACAAGUCUUACUAAGCAUAACAAACAUUAUUAUUAUUAUUAUUAUUAUUAUUAUUAUUAUUAUUAAAAUAGGGGGAUAUUCCAAAGCCAUACCUCUGAUAUUAGUAGUCACUUUUGGAACAAUGGAUGGUUGGUUCCCAGUAGUUGUUUUUAGAUAGAAAAGAGGCUUGCUGUAUGUUGCAUGCUGAAUAAUGUUAUAGAUUUUUUUUUUACAUAAGUGACCCAGAAAAAACAAGUCUUCACCUCCCUAUACCUCACCAUCUGUAUUUCUUUCCAGCCUUCUAAUGCAGAAAUAACUUGGACAUCUAUUGACCCUAAAACCGUGCUGGAAGUUUUUACCUCCUGUUCAGUACUAGGUCUGCACCUGGUCCUUCUAAUAAUCUUGAACACAUCCCCUCUGCAUGGGCCACAGAUGCCAAAUACCACCAAGCUGAUUAGCUGCCUGCUUUGCCAGUAUAAUUAAGCUCUUUUGGCUCCCAGCAGCCUCUCUCUGUAGUUUGGGCAGCUGGCAACCUGCCCAGACCUCGUUUCGGCAGGGUUGGUGUCCUGUCAGGUCAGCACAUCAUCUCAGUGCAGUUACAGCUCUUUAGGAGGCUUAAACAUAUAGGAUGCAGAAGAGCUUAGUCUAUUAUGGUGAGAUGAACUUGGCUUUGACUUGGGUCCAACGUUACAAGCUAUAUUUGAGAUUUGUGAGCAUUUUAAGGUGUUCUUUUUUUUCUGGAAAGAUUUCAUAAAUUUAAGAAAUGAAUACCAAGAAAACACGUUUAUCUAACAAUAGAGUAUUCCUGCCAUUGUGCCUUGUGCUCUAGCAGCUUUGUAAAAGGGGCAAGUGUUGUAGUUUUAAAAAACUGUUAAUAAGUGGUGCAGUUUAGAUUUAAAAAAACCUAAAUAGUUUGUAUUUUUGUUCAUUUUGUGAAAUACAUAGAUGAGUUGAUCAAUGAAAAAAAAUUACUUGCUUUUUUCUUUUUGUGUACGGAUUAGAUUGAAACUAGAAGCUUAGUUGUCUUAUUGGUUCUGAAAAUUAGAAGUCAGGACCUAAGGAUCCUGUUCAAUCCGUUACUGAAAUUUUGCCUUAAAUGGACAAAGCCUAUAGGAAUAAUGCUUAACAAGGAAGUUCGGUGCCAUUUUCAUUUGAAAUGUCAAUAAAAUAAAUUUGACCUACAAUAUAUACAGUUGGUCAAGCUUUGAUGAUGGUGUAUAACCUUUAUACACAACAGGAAAUCUGUCAUAAAGUGAUUGGCCUGUGGCCUGAUAAGGUUUCUUCGUAUUAAAUAUUAAACCUUAAAUGUGUAAUGACGUAGGGGUACUUGAGAAAUGCUGACUGUCAGUUGGUGCAAAUGUAUAUACAAAAAACCAGCAACUCAAAUACAGCAUUUUUUGUUUGUUGUUAAUCUAAUUAUAAUAUGUUGUUAUGGGGAGUCACUAUACUCCAGAUUUAAUGAAAAACACAAUAAGCAUUAUGCCUUUGUUUACUCAGUAGUUCAUAAAGUAGACUUGAACAUUAAGAAGUGCGAUAGGGUAAAGGAAUGGUGACUUUUCAGUCCUCAGAUUCUCAAACCUGCUUCUUUAUCUUUCCUUUCGUUUCCUUUCUGCAAUGUUGAACUGUAUUUUGGAGGGCUAUAGAGUGCUAUGACAGGUUUUAUCUCUCCCUAGUCAGAUUUUAGGGCUCUGUAGGGCAUUUGCAGCUCUGAUCAUUGCUUCCAGUGUUAAAUCUGACCUGUCUGGAGCUGAAAAAUUGAUGUGGCUAGACAUAAAUAUUUGAUGUCAGGUAGCAUUUUUAGGGUAUGACCCAGAUAUUUAAGGAAAGGAAAAGGUCACUGGUUUCAGGGAAGCUGUUAUCUGGGUUCAGAUUCAUAUUACAAACAAAAGGCUUCAGGACAACAUGAUAAAUUUCCAGUGAACACAUGCUAUAUGUCAGUAAUCACCAAGUGAUGAUUAAAAAAAUAAGUUGUUUUGUGGUUCAAAUCACAUUAAGCUCUUCAAACAAAUAUGCACUUUAGGAAUUUGUCUGUUAAAAUGUUUUUUUUUUGCUAGAUUGAGGACAGUGACCCAUGAAGCCUAAUAUCAUAUCAUGAAGUAAUAUCUCACGAAAACACACACACACACACACACACACAGUCUGGCCUUCUGCAACAGCAUUGCAUCUCCAGAUGGAUAAUAAAUGUGCCAGAAUGGAGCAUACCAUUAGCACGGGGGUGUUCACUCUCUGUAGUCUCUUAAAAGCUUUUAAAAACAUGAUUCCAACAAACCAACUCCCUCCAAUCAUUAUUUCUGUCUUAAAGAAUUAUUAAAUCAGUGACAAAAUGAAUAGUUUCCUUCCUUCUUUUUGAUAGUCACACUCAUUUUAACUUCUCCUUCACCUCCCACUUCGUGUCUUAUCUCUGCCCAUGGCUUAGAGCAGCCAGGUAAGUGUCAGUAAACACACUGCAGCUGAAGCACUGAGAGGAUUUAUCAUGAACGUCAUUAUGCACACAGCCUGUGAGCUCACAGGUGUGUGAGUCAGUGUGCGUGGCUAGUACAAGAGACUGUAGGUAUUCCACUGGACUGUCACUUGGUACAGACAGACACCAGCGAAGUCAAGCCAGAUUGUAAGGAAUAGGGCGAAGAAGAAAAGGACACAAAUUGCAAUAGAGGAGCGGCGACUUGCAAGGUUAACAUGGAGGUUUGGAGCAGCUCGGGCACAGAGGAGAGCGAGAGAGAGAGCAGCAUCAGUCAGGAUGAGGAAGAUGAGGAGGAACAGGAGCAGAGUACUAGCGGUCUGUGCAGAGAGCUGGUGAAAGUGCUGUGCUCAGAGAGGGUUGGCCAGGUUACAAAGACAUACCAUGACAUUGAGGCUGUCACGCAUCUUCUGGAGGAGAAAGAACGUGAUCUAGAGCUAGCAGCUCGAAUUGGCCAGUCACUGCUGAAACAGAACAAGGCCUUAACAGAACGUAACGAGCUGCUGGACGAACAGCUGGAGGCCGCAAAAGAAGAGAUUGCUCAGCUGCGUCAUGAGCUCUCUAUGCGAGAUGAUCUUCUGCAACUGUACGCCAGCACUGAGGAGAUAGAAGCUGCUACAGAAUUACGCUCACCGAUCAGGCGAAACGAGUCGAACUCUUCUCUCAGCAACUACGUCCAUUAUGAUUUCCUGCAAAAGAAGCUCAAGAGUCUGGAGGAAGAGAACCUCAAACUGCGUGCUGUGGCCAAUGAGUUGACAUCAGAGACCAGCAGCUAUGAAGAGCAGGAGCAGCAGCUGAUGAUUGUGUGUGUUGAAGAACUCUCAUCAGCGAAUAAGCAGGUGGUGGCUCUGUCGGAGGAGCUGGCUCGUAAAGUGGAGGACUCUCUCCGCCAGCAGGAGGAGAUUAGCUCUUUGUUGGGUCAGGUGGUCGACCAGCAGCAGCGUUGUAAAGCGCUAAUCAGGGAGAAUGAGGAACUCACUCAGCACCUAAACAGUUCACGGGAAAGCCAGUCACAGCUCAAAACAGAGCUGAAGGACCUGCAAGAGAGGUAUUCAGAGUGUGAAGACAUGCUACAGGAAGCCAGAGAGGAGAUCAAGAACCUGCGCAAUAAGAGCCUGCCCAACAGCACAGUGCAGCGCUACAGUUCGCUGGCUGCUGUGUUCCCCAUGGACUCACUCGCUGCUGAAAUUGAAGGAACCUUCCGCAAAGGCCUGGACAGUCCUGCUCCGUCAGAAUACAAGAACCAUCCAUGGCGCGUGUUUGAGACAGUGAAAGUGGCCAAUCAAGCUGCACGACUGCGCUCUCGGUGCCACUCCCCGCAGGUCCCCAGCUCUAGCCCCGCCUCCUCCCAGUCCAGUCGAACCAGCACACCACACACUAGCUACUACGGAUCUGACUCCGUCAGCCUCAACCUUGAGGACAAAUCCCAAUCCAUAACAACGUUACAGGAUCAGAGCCUUGUAGAAUCAAAGCGUCUGGGUCAGCCAGGCAUGCCAGGUGGUCAAGAUCUGGAAGAAGCUCUGCGUUCCCUCUCUGCACGCCAGGAGCGUCAUUCUUCUGAUCGGCCGUUCUUCGAUGUAGAACGUGAGAGGAAGUUCAGGGCACUGGGUGGCAGCAGCACAGGCGGCUCUAGUGGCUUCCUUACACCCAAUGACAGCUUGGUAUCCACAGGAACCAACUAUUCAGGCAGCUCCCAGCAUUCAUCUGCUUCAUCCAGCUCUCGAUCCUACCUGCCUGAACGCCUGCAGAUAGUCAAACCACUGGAGGGCUCAGUCACCCUGCACCACUGGCAGCAGCUGGCUAAACCCAACCUUGGCGGCAUACUUCAUCCACGGCCAGGCAUCCUCACCAAAGACUUCAGGGAACUGGAAGUGGACGUUCAGCAAGUUUAUAGCCUCAAUGACCUUGAGGAGGAUGAGCCUAACUGGUCCAAACUCCCUAACCCCAUUCACAUCCCUAUUGUCACUUCAUCUGGAUCCAACUUCCCUCACACCUGCCCCACCCACACCAUCACCAACUCUCAGAUCCUCCAUCCCUCUGUCCUGCUGUCCUCUUUAUCCACUAGCUUUCAGCCUCAUAACCUGUCCACCUCUGGGAGCAGUGAGCAUGUAAGAACCUUACCAGAUCACCAGCAUGGUUUCUUCAAUAACCCUGCCAUGAAUAUGACACCCACAUUAGGUCUUAUUCAGCUGCUUCAAGAGCGAGGUAUCUCUGCUUCAACUCAGCCCAGCUUGCCUCCCAACCUCAGACCUUCUAUCAGCACUUCAGCAGCUUUAAACGAUAAAGAAACAGAUGGGGGACACAGCGGAGAGAAACAGCAGAGGAGGAAUAUUUUUAGCUUCAACCUUGUUGAAAAGCUUCAGAGUCUUGGUCUUCAUAAAGUGGUAGCCAGAGGAUUCAUAGACUCAGGGAAGAAGGAAGGAGAUCCACACAAUCCUCCUCCACCAAAACUGAACACUGGCUUUGAGUAGGGCUGCUGUUUUAUGUACUGUCUUCCAUUUUGUACGUAGCAGAUCCAACCUCUUAUCAAGUGUCGUAUUUAUCAUUGAACAUUUGAAAGCCAUAUACAUGUGGAGCGGUCCUUGUAGUAGUGAGAUCUCAUAUUGGUUAUGAAUGAAUGGGAUGUCCUGCUAACAACCUGAUAGGCUGGUUCAGGAUUGGAACUCCAAGACAUUUUAACAGUCUGCGGUACAUAAUGUAUGAUAGGUAUUUAUAUUGCUGUCUUACGUGUUCUGAGCACUUAUCAAAAGGGAUGAACUGUUCUUUCAUUAUGAUUUAAGAACAAGUCCUGCUUUUACUUUUUAAUUAUAUUGCAGUCACCUCCAUCCUGUUUCACCAUUUGUCUUGACAUACAUGAGCAUUAUAUAUUAUUUAUAUAUUUAAAGGCCAGUGACCUCUGAUUUGUCUGUGUACUAGAUGAAUUGUGACUGUUCAUGGGUUAACCAUUAGUUGUUUUUAUGACAAUGUGCACAUUUCUACUAUUAGAAAUACUAGAUGACCUGAGCAUAUUGUUCAGGAUGUCUAGUUGGACAUAAUAUUCUAUGAUUAGUUGUUUUAGAACCUAUUUAAAUGUCCCAAAAUGCACUGGGGCUCUUAGUUGUGAAUAUCCACAAACUUGAUGCUUUAUACAGACACCUAAUAGUCACAGGUCUAUAGUUAAAUCUAUUAUAUAGAAUUUUUCAGAUACUUGUAACUGUGUUGUUUCCACACACACAUACACACACUAGGUGAACAGUGGCUAUUUAGCACAUUCAAAUAUUUGCACAUGCAAAUUUGUGACAGUAAGAAAUGGAGGAGCCUCCAAACACAAUCGCCUUCGUAUGUUUUACUUACACUGAAAGUUUUAGUAGACAUAAAUCUGAAGCAUGGCAUUCUGCACAGUUUCUCAUAUCACUGUAUGGCUAAACAGACAUAUUUCCAGAUGUAGAUUUGUAUUUCAUGCUCUUCUGAUUUUAGUAUUACCUCUUGUAAACACAAAACUGAUUACAGAAGGUCUUUUAAAAUAGCACCUUAUAUCAUGUACUGUAUCCUCUCUAAUUGAUAUGUUUCAGUACAUUUUUUAUCAGUAGUGCUCGGCUAAAGCAGACUAGUGGAAAAUCAGCGUUAGAAGACCACUUACACCUUAAGACUUACAUGUUUAUAUGUAUAAUGUUUGUCCAGAUUGCUUGUUGUCACAUACAAAUCUCAGCUAACCUACAGAGUUUGUUAUGCAGCCUUUGUUUUUCUUUCGGUCUGAAAAACAUGUUUGCUGUAAUUGUUACUAACAGUGAACCAGGCACUGUAGGAACAGAUUUUUCAGACUUCUUUGGAAUAAUCUCAUGAUAUUGCUGAACUGUGGCCACUGUCAGCACCUGACUGAGUUUAAACUUGCCUGAGAUGUUGAUUACAGUAUCAGCCAGGCUCCUUCAUGAGACGGUUGACUGAUCACCAAUCACAUCACGAUCAUGUUUUGUUCUUGUGCCUUAUACUUUGCAUUAACGUGUUUUCCACUGUCCAGAUCAGAUUUCCAGAGUCAACUUGUAGAUUCUGAAUUUAAUGCAGGUUUCUGUAGAAGUACCUGUUGUUAAUGUAGCUAAGCACCUGUACAGCUUUAUUACAUGUAGCUCUAAACUUGAAUGGAACAUUGGCCAUUAAGCUAUCACUCAGCUACAUAUCGUAAGAACUCCACCGUUUUUGCUCUUUUGAUCUUCCUAAAAACAUUUCCUUUGGCAAGAUGUAAUAUAUGUACAUAGAUUUAUGUUACACAUAUCCAGUCAAAAAUAAGUAUAAAUAACGUCCAAAUAAGAACUGAGAUUUAGGUUUAUAACCUUGACAUGGGAGAAUUCAGAGUGAUGCUUGAGUGCUACAUUACUGUAGAAAUGGUAGCUGCAUUAUAAUGAUAGUUUGCAUUUGUAGUAUGGAAAAUAUGGGAAAUUGAUAACGCAAAAAAUCAACACAAUCACUGAGUGUACUGUAGACUUAUUGAUUACAAAUAUGUUGCACCUAAUGAUUGUAUUUUUUUCUGUUAUUUGGUCUGUAAAUAUGAUGCCAUUAAUUUGCACCUGUGAUCACUGUAAUUAUAAAAUGUAAUUGGAGUAAGAGCUGUAUACAGCAUUGCAGCAUAUGUGAAUGCGUUUUGCAGUGUUCCAAUAAAUACAGGAAUUUGACAUA
This is a messenger RNA of Pangasianodon hypophthalmus (striped catfish), 7988 nucleotides long. It is a transcript of the gene hap1, whose product is annotated as huntingtin associated protein 1. Gene Ontology annotation, molecular function: signaling receptor binding. Gene Ontology annotation, biological process: anterograde axonal transport of mitochondrion; neurogenesis; neurotrophin TRK receptor signaling pathway. The record is from RefSeq and is a predicted model, not a curated record. Lineage: Eukaryota; Metazoa; Chordata; Actinopteri; Siluriformes; Pangasiidae. The transcript has 14 exons. Gene Ontology annotation, cellular component: dendrite. Bases 3557 to 5809 code for a protein of 750 amino acids.